Molecule: messenger RNA, 924 nt
Organism: Aspergillus fijiensis CBS 313.89
Lineage: Eukaryota; Fungi; Ascomycota; Eurotiomycetes; Eurotiales; Aspergillaceae
Exons: 1
Coding region: 340-810 (156 amino acids)
Source: RefSeq, a predicted model, not a curated record
CGGUCGCUGCUACACAUACAGUACUCAGUAGGUAUGUGACUCUGUCCGGAAAUCAGGAAUGAUCAUUUGAUGAAGAUUACUCAGUAAGACCAGAUUAACUAGUUAGUUAUACAUCAUUGCUGGAUGCUCACCCGACUGACUGCCUUUGUUUCCAUCAAGCAGGUACUAAGUAGAUACGAUGGCACUGUGUGGUUCACCUGUGUGGCAGUCUUUCUAUUCUUUGCGGUUACGGCCGGGUAGCUGAGCAGCCUUCCGUUGAAAUAAGAGUCUAUGUAGCAAACCAGUAAUGCAUAUAGAUUCUUGUUGAUAGAUGUGUAGUUUUGCGACUUGGCUGUCGACAUGGCGUUUGAAAGUUAUAAGCCAUCAUUAUGUACAUUGAGUAGUUUCAACAACGGAUGGUCGAGUAGAGAAAGUGUAGUCUCCUGUCUCGGUUCGGCCAGCCCGCAAGCCAAGCCUCCGGGUGACUCUCGGCCCACUCGCCCAUCACCCCUUCUUUUUUUUUUCUUCUCUCCCUUCAGGCUUCCUCUACCCUUUGUCUCUCUGGGUGGAUGCACUGUGAAUCAAGGAUUGAUCCCUCGAUUUUAUCCCUACUGGCCAGUAAUAAAGAGAACCCCAGGUUCCCGCGAUCUCAAGGCUGUAUGGAAACUCAUCGCAGUCCAUUACAGUGGUGGUGCACCUCUAGGUACAGUACACCCGGGCGCCCGGCGCCCGCGUAAGCGCCCGCUAUCCCAAAGGGGACCAAGGUCACUGCAGCUAAGCCGGGGUUGUCCUGCUAGAGGCACAAUUCGUAGCGAUUCCAAUCUUGCGUAACGAUACGAGCGAUCGAUUCUGGGCAUCAAGGCUGUUUUCAAGGUUUUGAGACAUCGGAUGCCCAAAUCUGGUGGGCCACUUUUGCGGGGUUGCCACUAUAUGGUGCCCUCGGCC